AUGACAGAUUUUUUACCCGAAGUAAACACAACUAUAUUUGACCAUGUUUUCUAUCUAAAACACCCAAAGGACCUAUGGAAAGAUGAAAAUUUUGAAGAAAGAUGUAGUAUUGAUGAGUGCCCUCAGGGCAUUCCUUACAGGAAGGGAACAAAAGAUGGGAUGUGGAGAGGAAACUUCUGGGGCUAUUCAAACCUCACAGCUACAGAUCUGAAACGCAUCUCGUUUCAUGGACAUGGCUCGCUUCUGGUUGACAUUCUGAAUAACAUACAUAACAGAGCAGUCAUGACUGAUCAUGCAAAAAUUUCUCUGUAUGAUGCAUUUGGUGAUAAAGUAUACUGGGAAGUUAGGAGGAGUAUGAGAUUUGCAUUGGCACUUGUUGAGAUAGAAACAGAAUCCUGGAAAGAUUUUCUUGACUCUGAUGAUGUCACUGAUGGUACAGUAAGGCCAAGGGACUGCAAGAUGGAAAAGGGAUUUUCUGAAGCACACGGUGGACCAUACUUGUGUGUACAUCUGAGAAGAAAAGAUUUUGUCUGGGCAAGAGCAAAAGAUGUACCCAGUAUCAAGGGAGCAGCCCAACAGAUCUCCGAGUUGUUAAAGAAUUUGGAGUUUGACACAGUAUUUAUCGCAACAGAUGCUCGAAAACAAGAGUUUAAAGAACUGAAAUCAUUUCUGAGGGGUUAG
This is a messenger RNA of Schistocerca piceifrons (Central American locust), 681 nucleotides long. RefSeq names its product GDP-fucose protein O-fucosyltransferase 2-like. Lineage: Eukaryota; Metazoa; Arthropoda; Insecta; Orthoptera; Acrididae. Gene Ontology annotation, biological process: protein O-linked glycosylation via fucose. The record is from RefSeq and is a predicted model, not a curated record. The transcript has a single exon. The coding region runs from base 1 to 681 and encodes 226 amino acids. Gene Ontology annotation, molecular function: peptide-O-fucosyltransferase activity.